Molecule: messenger RNA, 981 nt
Organism: Cucurbitaria berberidis CBS 394.84
Lineage: Eukaryota; Fungi; Ascomycota; Dothideomycetes; Pleosporales; Cucurbitariaceae
Exons: 1
Coding region: 1-981 (326 amino acids)
Source: RefSeq, a predicted model, not a curated record
AUGAACAUCUCCAACCCCCGUCGAGUAUCCUAUUUGCGAGCUUCAGCAUAUGGGCCGGAUAUUUCUGUUCGCCCACGUUCGUUCAAUGUCGGCAACUUCCACUCUGUUGAUUUCAUUACCUUCAAAGCCGCAUGCGAGGCCGAACGCGCCGCGAAACCCGAUUAUGUGGACAUCGAAAGUGUCAUCGAACCGAUCCCUCGUCCCGAUUCUCGCGAGAAAAUCCGCCGCAUGUUCACUGUCUAUCCAUAUCGCGACAUGGGAUGGCUUGUAUCGAUUGUGUUCAUGCUCGGCAGCAUCGCGUUCUCGAUCAAUGCUGGGGUUGCAUUGCUUAUUGCAAAGGAUCCGAGUGCUGCCUCCGCCGAAAAAGCCACCGUAUCUCUGGUGUCAAUUAGUACGGGCAGCGUGCUGUUCCUACUAGUCGGCUUCAUGGGCCUAUUGACGGCAUUCAAUGUUGAUCGUAGGGUCAUUGACCUAAAAGUGGAUGAUGAUGGGGCUUAUAAGCCGGCUCUGAUUGGAAGCAGUGAGUGGGUGUGGUGGCCGACGUGGCUCGAAUUGCGCACUGUAUACUUGCCAAACCUGGCAUUUCGAGCAGGUCUCGUCCAGCUGGUGGGUGGUAUCGCCUUCACCGUUACGGCUGUCGCGGGUCUACCUGGCGUUAUCGACCUCACUGAUCCUUCGAAGAUCUUGACUUUCAUAUCUGCGCCGCAAGUCAUUGGUGGCUCUAUGUUCCUAUGCGCCAGUCUAAUUCUCUUGUUCUUGGCGCAAGACAAGUGGUAUAGGCCGAAACCAUUAGACGCAAGUUGGCAAAAUGGCAUAUGGAACACAAUAGGUGCGAUAGGGUUUUUUACUGUGGGACUCAUCUCAGUUCUAGCGCCAGCGCAGGCUGUGGCAUCUGCUUCCCUUUUUCUUCUUGGAGGCGGGAGCUUCUUCAUUGGAAGUCUGAUUCAGUGGUAUAUGAUCAUGGAGCACUACCCAUCCUAA